UUGAGAUCAUGCGGGUGAACGCUACAGAUGCAGACGAACCAAACAAUGACAACUCUGACGUUAUGUAUGAAAUCAUCAACCAAGUUCCUCCUUAUGAAGGCUUGUUCUUUAUCAAUCCCGUAAACGGAGGACUCCAGGUCCACAAGGCUGGAAUACUGGACCGAGAGACCAACAACCUCUACAAGCUCACCAUCCAGGCUGCAGACUAUAAAGGCGAGGGUCGAGCUUCUAGCUGCACUGUUCUUGUCACCAUCACAGACAGCAAUGACAAUGCACCACAGUUUAAACCGGCCGAGUACAAUGCGAGAGUGCCAGAGAACACUGCUGAUGUGGAGGUGGUGAGGGUGAUGGCGACGGAUGCUGAUGAACCUAAUACACCCAACUGGAACACCAAGUACUCCAUUCUUAGUGGCAAUGACGGCAACUUCUUCAGCAUCAGCACCGGCACCAGUAAAGAACAGGGCAUCAUCAAAACAGUCAAGGGUCUUGACUUUGAGCAGAACCGGAAAUAUACUCUAGUUAUUUCCGUGGAAAAUGAGGCUCCUUUUGUGGCUCCCUUGCCCACAGCCACCGCUACCGUCAUAAUCCACGUGGAUGACCUGAAUGAAGCACCCAUAUUUGAACCUGUGCAGAAACGGGUUAAGAAACCCGAGGACCUGUCAGUAGGCAGUGAGAUAGUGUACUACACAGCGACGGAUCCAGAUGUGGAAAUGAAGCAAACCAUUUCGUACCGAGUGGGGGAGGAUCCGGGUGGAUGGCUAGCCAUAGACCCCUCAAAUGGCCGCAUCACGGUGAAGAGCCCCUUGGACAGAGAGUCAGACUUUAUGAAAAACAAGCAAUAUAGAGCCACUAUUUACGCCAUUGACCAAGCGGAAGACAGCAGCCACAUCCCAGCAACUGGUACAGGCACACUGCUGAUAGAGCUGGAUGAUGUGAAUGACAAUGCCCCUGUCAUCCAUGAGAGAGAGAUAAUCAUGUGCAAUGAUAAGCCUGUGCCUGCCUUGCUCACCGUCACAGACCAAGAUGGACCUGGCUUCACCAACCCCUUUAGGGUGGUGCUCAACGACAGCCUCCGCACCCAGUGGCGCGCCGAGAUGAACAGCACUAAGACUGGAAUUCUGCUCUCCAUGAGAAGUCCUCAGAGGAAAGGUCUCUACGACAUCAUGCUGACGGUCUACGACAAUCAGGGCUUGGGUCAGGUGAACACACUCGAAGUCAAAGUGUGUGACUGCACAGGAAGUGACAUAUUCUGCAGUGACAUCCGAGUCGCAUCAUUUGGCCUGCCAGGGAUCAUGGGUAUUCUGGGUGGCAUCCUCUUCUUACUCCUGGUGUUGCUGCUGUUGAUGCUGCUGGUGAGGAGGAGGAGGGGAGGGAAGAAGGACAUUCUGGACGGAGCUCUGAAUGAUGACGUCAGAGACGAACUCUUGUACUACGACGAGGAGGGCGGUGGAGAAGAGGACAGGGAGUAUGACCUGAGCCAGCUCCACCGGGGUCUGGACAACAAACCUCAGGUCUACCGAGACGAUGUCGCCCCAACUCUCACUGCUGCCGCCCCUGUGUAUCGCCGGCCCACCAACCCUGAAGAUAUCGGCAACUUCAUCUUUGAGAACCUGGCAGCCGCAGACGGCGACGCAACAGCACCCCCCUUUGACUCGCUGCUGGUGUUUGACUACGAGGGAGCGGACUCCAUCUGCACCUCUCUCAGCAGCCUGCAGUCCGGCAGCUCGGACAGAGACCAGGACUACGAGCACCUGCAGCAGUGGGGCCCGCGCUUCAGGAAGCUCGCCGACAUGUACGGAGGGGGCGAGGAUGACGAGCUAUGAGCACGUCACUAAGCCUG
Molecule: messenger RNA, 1840 nt
Organism: Sardina pilchardus (European sardine)
Lineage: Eukaryota; Metazoa; Chordata; Actinopteri; Clupeiformes; Clupeidae
Product: B-cadherin-like
Exons: 10
Coding region: 9-1823 (604 amino acids)
Biological process (GO): cell morphogenesis; homophilic cell-cell adhesion; cell-cell adhesion mediated by cadherin
Cellular component (GO): plasma membrane; adherens junction; cytoplasm
Molecular function (GO): cadherin binding; calcium ion binding
Source: RefSeq, a predicted model, not a curated record